AUGGGGUCAUCCAAGUGCGGCCGGGCCUCCACUCCACGCGAGCGCAGUGAUGGGGAGGAGGAGGACGACGACGAGUCUACGAGAGAGAGGAAGAGUUCGAGGUGGCGUGCUUCGGCGGGAGGAGGAGGCGGGUUCCGCGGCGCCGGCCAAGAGAGGGAUCGCCGGCGGCGGGGGCUGGGGUCGCUGUCGUCUCGAGAACACCGAGAAAUGGGACGCAACGCUGGUGAGGAGGAGGACGACAAGAAGCGCAAGGCGGCGGCAGUGACGGUGGGCGUGUCCUCGGGCGCCGGCGACACAGUGUUGGAUGACGCUGAUGACGACGGCGUGAGCAUCGAUGCGUCCGGGAUGAACUGUGACUCGGAGGACACGAGGGGCAUCGAGGAGAGCAGCAAGAAGGACGACAAGGACUCAAACGCCAACAGCAUGGUGACAGGCGGUGGUGUGGGCGACAGGCCGGCCAAGAACCUCAUGGCCGAGCGUCGUCGGCGGAAGAAGCUCAAUGGCCAGAUCUACAUGCUCCGGUCCAUUGUGCCCAAGAUCAGCCGAUGA
Molecule: messenger RNA, 549 nt
Organism: Phragmites australis (common reed)
Lineage: Eukaryota; Viridiplantae; Streptophyta; Magnoliopsida; Poales; Poaceae
Product: transcription factor ICE1-like
Exons: 2
Coding region: 1-549 (182 amino acids)
Biological process (GO): regulation of DNA-templated transcription
Cellular component (GO): nucleus
Molecular function (GO): sequence-specific DNA binding; DNA-binding transcription factor activity; protein dimerization activity
Source: RefSeq, a predicted model, not a curated record